AUGGCUAAGAAUAUUCCCGGUCCACCGCCUCUACCAUUCGUUGGAAACGCUUUGAAGUUUAUGUGCCAACCAGAAGAGAUGAUAAAAGUUAUAAAAGUUUUGAUAACAGAAUAUGGAGAUGUACUUAGAUUCUGGCUUGCAACAGAUUUAAAUAUAGUUGUGAGUAAUCCUGAAGAUAUUAAGCUUCUUCUAACUAAUAAUAAAACAAGUGUCAAAGGACCUCAAUAUAGAUAUAUGGCAGAUGUCCUGGGUGGCGGGAUAUUGAGCGGAUCAGGUACGCCGUGGCGAAAGCAUCGGAAAAUUGCAACACCAAACUACGGAAAACGUGCAAUUGAAAGUUAUAGUGAUAUAUUCAAUAAUGAGGCAAAUUUGCUGCUUAAAAAAUUUCAAAAACUAAGUAACGGACAAGAAAUAGAUAUUUAUAAGCCUAUCGUUCAAACUACUACUUGGACUGUUUGUCAGACUCUUAUGGGCUUAACUAAAGAAGAAACAAUGGAGCUACCACAUUUACAGUAUCUUAUAGACUCGAGCCCUGGAAUGUAUGACAUAGUGUUUGAGAGAAUGACAAAAUGGUAUCUUCAAUUAGAUCCCGUAUUUUGGUUAACGAAAUCAAACAAGGAACUUAAAUGCUUUAUGAAACGUAUGGAUGAAUUUAGUGCUGCUAUAAUAAAACAAAAAGUUAAGAAAUUAGCUAAUAUAAAGGAAAAUCUAGACAUACUUACUCCAGAAGAGGAUUCUUCAAAAAAUACUCAAUUAAGUGUCAUAGAUAGAUUCAUAUUGUCACACGAAUUAGAUUCAAAAGAAUUAUUACGAGAAACAUUUACGGUUUUUACGUCUAGUCAAGAGGCAUCAGCAAAAAUAACGUCAUUUCUGCUAAUGAUGAUGGCUUAUCAUCCAACUUGUCAGGAAAAGCUAUACGCCGAAAUAAUAAAUGUACUUGAUGAUAACAAUACACAAGUUACAGAUGAACAUCUAAAACAAAUGCCGUAUUUGGAAAUGGCGUUUAAAGAAGUACUUAGACUAUUUCCUAUAGGGGGCAUGUUGCAAAGGACAAUAAACGAAGAUAUUUCUAUCAGUUCGUGUACCCUUCCAGCAGGAUCUUCUUUAGUUAUACCCAUAUACCAUAUCCACCGAGAUCCUAGGUUCUGGAAAAAUCCAGAUGCUUUUGACCCUGAACGAUUUAAUCCUGAAAAUUGCAAAAACCGCCCUACUUAUUGUUACGUUCCUUUCAGUUUAGGACCAAUGGAUUGUUUAGGAAGAUAUUUUGGGACUAAAUUAAUAAAGACCGUAGUCAUCAAGAUUCUGCGAAGGUUUAAAUUAUCUACACCAAGAUUAUACAAAGAUCUUCGAAUAGCAAUAUCGAUAUCUGCAACAUCUUUGGACGGAUACCAUGCUAUUUUAAUCCCAAGACAU
Messenger RNA from Brenthis ino (lesser marbled fritillary), 1413 nucleotides. NCBI's taxonomy places the organism in Eukaryota, Metazoa, Arthropoda, Insecta, Lepidoptera, Nymphalidae. The record is from the annotation of a GenBank genome assembly.